This is a messenger RNA of Clonostachys solani, 3339 nucleotides long. Lineage: Eukaryota; Fungi; Ascomycota; Sordariomycetes; Hypocreales; Bionectriaceae. The record is from the annotation of a GenBank genome assembly.
AUGGCGUCAACUUCGAGGCCAAGAGACCGGAGAGACUUUCGCUUUGCCAUCUUCUGCGCUCUCCCACGAGAAGCCGACGCCAUCUUCCUCCUCUUCGAUCAUUUCUGGGAUGAGGGAGACUCGAGCUAUGGCCGCGUUGAGGGCGACCUAAACCACUACACGAAUGGUCGGAUUGGGCAGCACGAUGUCGUCCUCGCUCAUCUGCCAGGUAUGGGGACGCAGAACGCAGCAGCGGCGGCGGCGAGCCUCAGAACUAGCUACACCGAGCUGAAGCUGGUGUUCCUAGUUGGCAUAUGCGGCGGAGUGCCCAAAAUAGAUGGCGUUGACGCCUUCUUGGGCGAUGUGGUCAUCAGCAAGAGUAUUCUUCAGUAUGACUAUGGCCGCCAAUAUCCCGGCCGCUUCGAAGUGAAAGAAACAACGGAAGAUAGCCUCGGGCGGUCAAAUAAGGAUAUCCGUGGCUUGCUUGCCUCCUUUGAAACAGACCGGGAGAAGACAGUGCUGGAAAACAAGGCGGGAAGGUAUCUCAAAGACAUCCAAAACAAAACAGAACCAUCGGACCCGCGGCGCCUGAAGGGCAGCCGGGAAUAUAGAAACCCCGGAUUGGCCAAAGAUCGACUCUUCAAACCCGACUACAUCCACAAACACCACAAAGAGUGUGAAGCAUGUCAGCGAGGACCCUGUGAGCUGGCAACUAAAGCCUCAUGCGGCGAUCUUGGCUGUAGGACUUCCCAGUUGGUUCUGAGAACUCGGUCUUCGGAUAGAAAUGACGAUGACUAUAGACCUGCAAUCUUUAUCGGAAGAGUUGCGUCAGGCAGCACCGUCAUGAAGUCUGGCGAGGAUAGGGAUCGAAUCGCCACGGAGCAUGGUAUUGCUGCAUUUGAAAUGGAGGGAGCAGGUGUUUGGGACGAGGUUCCCUGUCUUAUUGUCAAGGGCAUCUGCGACUAUGCGGAUAGCCACAAAGAUAAAAGAUGGGUUCGACCUUCACUGAGUCAAUCAAGCUUUGGGGAGUCCCCUCACUGCCAUACCAUCCCGUAUAUCCGCAACCACGAGGUCGUCAAGCGCCAAACCGAAGUGGAAAGACUGCACCAGCUUCUCUCAAGCUCGUCGGCAUGCCAAGUAGCUGCUCUUUGGGGACUAGGAGGGUCAGGGAAAACGCAAAUAGCUCUGGAAUAUGCAUACCAGAGAUUGGAUGCUCGAGACUGCUCUGUUUUUUGGGUACACGCAGACAUGGAAGCUACAUUCAUUAGGGACUAUAAAACCAUCGCCCGGAAACUGGGCUUGGAUGACACAAAAAGUGAAGAGAACCUCCUGGAGGCUGUCCGAGACAAAAUCGAAUCCCUGGAGAGCUGGGUACUUGUCAUUGACAACACUGAUGACAUUAAAGUCUUCCUCUCGGGACAAAUUAGCAAAAAGACUACCAAUUUGCUCCGCUAUAUCCCCCAGUCAGCUGGAAAGUCGGGAACAGUACUUUGGACGAGCCGGGAUGAGAGGAUUGACGGAAUUGUUGGACCUGGCCGGACGAUCGAGAUCUCUCGAAUGACAGGGGCAGAGGGGCGGAAGCUACUCUACACUAAAUGGAACGAGAAGGAUAGAGGGGCCAAAGAUGACACAAUCACCAAGCUUUUGGAAGAGCUCGGGUGGUUGGCACUGGCAAUCAGCCAGGCUGGUGCCUUUAUGAGACGAACCCAGACUCAGGCUAGUGAAUAUCUGAGUAUGCUUUCCAAAAAGAAGCACCGAUGGAAACUAUUCAAGGCGAGCGAGACAGCAGAAGUACAGCGGGCGCCAGGGGUUCCUAAUAGUGUACUUGGAACGUGGCACAUCUCCAUCGAGCGCAUUCAAAAGGAAAACCAACUGGCCUAUCACAUAUUGAAUGCAUUGGCAUAUGUCAAUAAUCAGAACAUAUCGGAAAAGAUGGUGGCGGAAUUCGCCAAAUUUCAUGAAGAAGGAGCCCCGAUCGACUACAAAGACUUCCACGACAGCAGAAAGGAACAGAUUGUGGCUGACGACAACGAUUCAGACGAGCAAGACAUUGAGAUACUGACAGCGCUGGCGAGGCUGAAAGAAUAUUCAUUUAUACAGAUACACCGGGAUGGUAAGAAGCAGAAGAGCUAUAAGAUGCACAAGUUGGUGCAAGAUGCCGCCCGAUUUGGACUAUCUGCUGGGCUGAUGGUUGAUGAGCCAAGAUCCGGAACGAGCAGCAGAGGUGAACAGUAUUACGCUGCGAUUACGCUGAAGGUGAUGGUGAGGCUUUUCCCAGGCCACAGGUCGGGAAUGUGGCACCAAUGCGAAAAGUAUGCCGGCCAUGCCGUACAAGCAGCAGAGUGGGCUGAGAUGUCGGGGACGCCAAUAUGUGCAGCAACGCUUCUUGACCGAGUCUGUGAAUUCCUCGAGGGCCGUGGCCACAGCCUCCAAGCCAGGCGCCUCGAACUGCUGGAAAGGAACUUAUCGAUACAUCGACAGGCUCUUGGGGAACGAGAUACAGAGACCCUCUUCACUAAGUUUCUGCUCGCACGCACACAUUUUCAAAAUGGCGCCAGGGACGUGGCUAAGGAGAUGACAGACCAGGUGUAUGCGCUCCAGCAGGAGGUUCUCGGCAACACAAGUCGAGACACAAUCAGAACCCUGACGUUGAAGGCGAAUAUUCUCUUUGAAGAGGGAAACUUUGAAGAGUCAGAUCAACUACUCGCCCAGGCAAUGGACCGCUGUAGGGAAGAGAAAAGUGACGCAGUUGGGAUGAUCCUGGAGCGACGAGCACGGCUGAGUGAGCAGCAAGGCGACUACGAGAAAGCGGCAGACCUGGCCAGAUCUAGCCUCGACAUCUACCAGCAGACGGCAACAAGACAUGGACGGGUUAUUGCAUGCAUGGAGCUGUUGGUCGGGUUGUACAUCCACAUGGGCAGAUAUACCGAGGCCGUGGUAGUAGGCGAAUCUGCCUUGGAUCUGGCAAAGGUCAAAUGGGGAAGUAAACACUUUACGACGAAUGGUCUCAUGCAAAAGUUGGCCAAGUCGUAUUUUGAGCUAGAGCAGUACGCCAAAGCCGAGCCACUUGCAAAGGAAGCGGUACGGUUGGGCCAAGAUCUACCGGACACACCGCAUUAUGCCAGCUUGAUGCGUGAAUCGAAGCGUCUCCUCGCAAAAAUGUCCGAACCCAUUGAGCGCCCAGGAAGUAGGGAGUCACGCCAACAGCAGCUGUUUGAUCAAUUUGCCGCGGGCCUGAAACGGCUGGAUGCAGAAUAUAAGCCUCGCAAUGGAAGCGCAAGUUCUACAGUAGUAGGUGAAGUGGUGUUCCGGACACCCGGCAAUGCCCGAGCUGGGACUCACAUCUAUCAUGUUUCUUAA